AAAGCUGCUCAGGGAAGGCUAAGCAGCCGCUCAGUGCUAGGCAGUCAAACAUUGGGUUGGAUUCACACCAGAGCUAAGCAUGGGUACCAGCCAAGGCCCUUUCCAGUUUUUUUCUGGGUCCCUCAGGGGUAGUUCAGGGUGUGUUUUGGCCCAGCAAGGAACUUCUUACAGUGGUGGUGCCAGCAGCUCCCACAGCUCCUGCAGACCCCUCUGGCUGGGGGGGGCAGCGUGGGGAGGCUUUGGCGAGCGCCAUGGGGAAAGCAUCUUCCUGGGGGGGAACGAGAAACAGACCAUGCAAAACCUGAAUGACCGUUUGGCUGCUUAUCUGGACAAGGUCCGCUCCUUAGAAGCGGCCAACGCUCAGCUGGAAAGCUGCAUCCGAGAGUGGCACAGGACAAAGUCCCACGGCAAGAGGCAUGACUUGAACCAGUACGAGCAGAACGUCACUGACAUGCAAAGGCAGAUUGAGGAUGGCAAGAUCACCAAUGCCAGUAUCCUUUUACAAAUUGAUAACGCUAACAUGGCAUCAGAAGACUUCAGGCUCAAGUACGAAGCAGAGAAGACUCGCAGGCAGGGAGUGCAGCUCGAUGUCGAGAACCUGCGCAAGGAGCUUGAUGGCCUGACCAUAGUGAAAACAGACCUGGAAAUGGAAAUCGAAGGCUUGAGAGAAGAGCACAUCCUCAGGAGGAAAGACCACGAGGAGGACAUGGAAGCAAAUCGCUCAUCACAAGACUUCAAAGUCAAUGUAAAAGUAAAUGCGGCACCUCCCGAAGACUUAGCCAAGAUUCUAGCAGAAAUAAGAGAAGAUUAUGAAGCCAUAAUUGAAAAGAAUCGUCAAAGCCUGGACAGCUGGUACAGAGAACAGAGCACAGCGAUGGCCCUGGCAGCAACGCCGAACCCCGAGCAGAUCCAGCGCAACGAGAACGAGAUCAAGGACCUCAAACGCACUUUGCAGUCCCUGGACAUCGAGCUGCAGGCGCAGAUGAGCAAGAAACACAUGCUGGAAGACACCCUGGCUGACACUCGGAAUUACUACGCUGUUGCGCUUCAAAACAUGCAGCAGAUCAUCUCCAAAUGUGAGGAAGAGCUGAGCCAGGUCCGUCACGACACUAAGCAGCAAAACAACCAAUACAAGGUGCUUCUUGGGAUCAAAACCCGGCUGGAGAAGGAAAUCUCCACUUACCGCCUGCUGCUGGAAGGGAAUGUUGACGGGACAGCAAGAAAAUCUGAAUCAAAAUCUACAGAACGCGCUGCGCUGGCUAAUCGGAAGAUCAAAGCGAUUGUCCAUGACAGCGUGAACGGGCAGGUGGUAUCAUCCACCAUCAACGAGAUCCACCAGCAAGCGUGAAAUCAAAAGUUCUGCUGACGACUGGUUUUCUGCGCCACCACCAGCUGCACGUUGGUCUCCUUGUGUGUCAAACAGGGACACUACAGUGAACUCUCCCCUAAAAUGAUUUGCAGCCUAACAGGGGAAAAAUGCCAUACAGAGCUAGGUGUAGCUGGUAUGGUUAUUUUAAAGAGCUUUUAGACAUCAAAAUGCCAAAGAAAAGCUAUUCAUUGAAAAUGACUGGCUGAGCUGGUAAUAUAUGUAUUAAGCACAUCUCGCGGGGGCAUGAAUCUCUACCUGUGAUUCAUUUAUUGCUCUGCAAAUUAACUGUAAUUUAAAGUGAAUAAUCUCUCAACUCUUCUCCUGGUCUUAUGGCUCUCAUCAUAUACCUCACUGCAGCCAAUAAAUUCUUUACAAUUA
This is a messenger RNA of Columba livia (rock pigeon), 1747 nucleotides long. Its product is annotated as keratin, type I cytoskeletal 23. The record is from RefSeq and is a predicted model, not a curated record. Gene Ontology annotation, cellular component: cytoskeleton. Bases 80 to 1348 code for a protein of 422 amino acids. Lineage: Eukaryota; Metazoa; Chordata; Aves; Columbiformes; Columbidae. Gene Ontology annotation, molecular function: structural molecule activity. The transcript is spliced from 8 exons.